Messenger RNA from Dicentrarchus labrax (European seabass), 1046 nucleotides. RefSeq names its product guanine nucleotide-binding protein G(I)/G(S)/G(O) subunit gamma-13. Gene Ontology annotation, molecular function: G-protein beta-subunit binding. Gene Ontology annotation, cellular component: heterotrimeric G-protein complex. The transcript is spliced from 3 exons. NCBI's taxonomy places the organism in Eukaryota, Metazoa, Chordata, Actinopteri, Moronidae. Gene Ontology annotation, biological process: sensory perception of taste; phospholipase C-activating G protein-coupled receptor signaling pathway. Bases 245 to 448 code for a protein of 67 amino acids. The record is from RefSeq and is a predicted model, not a curated record.
CAGUCGCUACCGGAGAGGAGCGCAGGGGAGUGCCCUGCACCGCGGACAGCCGACACACACAUACAGCCACCUCCUCCUUCUUCUUCUUCCUCUUCCUCUUCCUCCUGCCUGCACUGAAGCCGGACUCCUCUGCCGGGGAAACUGCACCGACUCUCAGCUGUUAUUGUCGCCUGCAUCCUCCAUCAGCUCGGCUGCACAUUAAAUCGACCAGCGGUCUAUCUCCGGUGGGCCCCGACGUAGCAUCAUGGAGGAGUUAGACGUUCCACAGAUGAGGAGAGAAGUGGAAAGCCUUCAAUAUCAGCUGGCAAUCAACAGAGAGAAAUCCUCCAUCACCGUUACUGAACUGGUGAAGUGGAUUGAGGGUUGUGUUUGUGAAGAUCCAUUUCUGAACCCGGAGCUGAUGAGAGCCAACCCCUGGGUGGAGAAGGGCAAGUGUGUGAUCCUCUAAUGGUCACACACAGACACACACACACGCGCGCACGCACGCACACACAUACAUAUGUUUACUUAUGUCACUUUUGGGGGCAUUACAUAGACUUUCAUUAUCCAUUUAUUUCCUCGAGAUGAACCAUAGGAAAACCACCAAUAGCCGAACCCUAAUCUUAACCUUUUUUUCCAAAGUGGGGACACGUCUUUUGUCCCCGAUUGGAGAAGCCGUCCCCAAUUAACUGGUCUGUAGUCUGAAAUAUGUCCCUGAAGGUAGCCUGAGUCUCACACACACACACACACACACACAAUCACGGAUGCAUAUAAACUAAAGAAUCAUGCACUCCCACACUCAAAGUCACGCUGCACUAACUCACUCAUUUACUCUCACUCUCACACACACACACACUCUCACUCAUAUUAUUGCUAUUAUCAUGUUUAUUUAUUGGGAGACUCCUGAAUGCUUUUAAUUUAUGUGAAGACUACUGUGUGUGUGUGAGUGUACAGCACUGAGUAGCUUUCUAGACGUCUGUUUUGAUGGACUGCUGAGAAAUGUUCAACAACACGUUUUUAUUGGCUCUUUACACUGUCAAUCAAAAUAAAGACUGUUUUGAAUUUAA